GUGUCUGUUCGCUCCUUUAUUUUACCACCUGAAAUUCCGGGGAAACAACUUCCUUUCAUCGACAGAACUGUGUUCACUAAUUCAAGUUCAGCAGAUGGGGGCGGAGCCUCGGUUUCCUAGAAGCUUAAUCAACAGGAUCUACGCUCCGUUGGCUGAUGACAUUCAUUUUGCGGCCCCUAUCCCAUCCUUGAGAACCAGUGAAGUUGAACUGGUACAGGGGGUUUUGCGAAUGUUACAAGGUUUUCCUGGCUCCCUGUUCUUUUGGGACCAUGUUGGAAACAGUUUUCGUGUCAAAAGUGGAAUAUAUCUGAGUCAUCUGUCUCAGACAAGCCUUCACUCCCUCCUUAAUCAAUUUAUGCAUGCUGCAACAUGUUUGCAAUUGGUUGAGAUCACAAUCAACAAAGUUGAAGCUUCUGUCCCAAAACCUCCUCCCACUUUAAAGGCCUUUGUGUGCUCGGCUUCGGCCUGGCUUAAGCGUUUGCGGAAUAUUGCCUUGAAGGAGGAAAUAACGACGAACAAUGCAAAUGACACAACUAUUCCAACCUUGUUAGGUUUGGCAAGUUCUUUAUCGAGUCUUUGCUCAGGUGCUGAGUACAUGUUGCAAAUAGUACACGGGACGAUUCCCUCAGUGUAUUUUGAGAUUGCUGCAUCCAUACCAGCAGCAGAGUUGGCUGUUCAUGUACUCGACUAUCUUUACAAGAAGCUUGAUGAAAUUUGUCUACUGCAAGGUGGUGAGGAGGAAGCUUAUCAUAUGGUGCUAUAUAUGCUUGUUGGAAGCUUAUUGCCAUAUAUUGAGGGCCUUGAUUCCUGGCUUUUUGAAGGAACACUUGAUGAUCCUUCUAAUGAGAUGUUCUUUUUUGCCAACAAAGGUGUCUCAGUUGAUGAGGCUGAGUUUUGGGAGAAGAGCUAUUUACUGAGAUUGUUGCAGCAUAGCAAGCUAGACGUUGAGUACUCUACCAUAAAUUUUUCUAGUGAUUCCAUGCCAGUGCCAAAUGACAGGAAGGAAAUGGGAAGGAGGGAUUCUGUUUCUUUGUCUGGUACAGUCAAAGGAAAAGAGCAUAGCAUCAGAAACCAUCAAGCUUGCCCUUUUUUUAUGAAGGAUUUAGUAAAGUCAAUAGUUUCUGCUGGAAAAUCAUUGCAGCUGAUGCAGCAUGUUCCUAUGAAUUCCUUAGCAGUGUAUGGUAAAGGAAAUGAUUGUGAGAUUGGAAGUACCAGAGAUUUACACAGUAAUUUAUGUGGUUCUUUACACAGUAAUUUAUGUGGUUCUCAGAGUAUUUCUGGCCUAACCUUGUCCGAAGUGUUUUGUGUGUCACUGGCAGGACUUAUUGGUGAUGGUGACCAUAUCUGUAAGUACCUUUUACUGGAUGACUGGCAGAAAUAUGGUUCUGUUUCUUCUUUUGCAUUUUGUGCAAAUGAUCAAGAUGCAAAAAUUGACAGUAGUGAGAAUUCACCUGUUUUGCCAUGCUCAGAGAAAAUUUGGUACAAGUUCUUGGUGGAUACAUUAUUGCAGAAAAAGUCAGCUGUCUUGAAUCUGAAACGUAAAAGCACAUGUGAUAAUCACAUAAAAGACCAAGGAGGAGUUAGAGAUCUUGAGCAUGAAAUGAUUCCCUUGAGAUCAUGCAUAGAAAAUCCAGUAAUCACUCCAUGUCGAAUAAUCCUUGGAAAGAAUAGGGCUACCUGGAAAACAUUGAACUUAUCUCAAAAUUUUGACUUGCCUGCCUUAAAUGAUGAGAUUCUAAGAAAGGCUAUAUUUGAUGGAGAUGGUAAAGCAUUUUCUGAUAGUGAAGGAACAAACUAUACUUUUGGUUUUCGGUUUGGUGAAUCUGAAUAUCUUCGUUCACAGGAUGAAAGAAAACUGUUGGAAAUGCUGUUGCCAUUUCCUACUCUUCUGCCUUCAUUUCAGGAUGACCUUCCUGUAUCAGAGCUCUUACCUUUCCAAAGAAACAGCACCCUUCCCUCUAGAGUUCUUCUUUGGAUGCAAAAUAUUGACCUGCGAACUACUCCACUUCCUCUUGUUAUUAUGCAGCACUGUCUAACUGCCUACAUUCAAAAGCAGGUGGAUUAUGUUGGAAGGAAUAUAUUAUUAAAGUUAAUGGACGAAUGGAGAUUGAUGGAUGAGCUUGCAGUUCUGCGUGCUAUUUACUUAUUAGGUUCAGGUGAUUUGCUGCAACAUUUUUUAACUGUCAUUUUCAAUAAACUGGAUAAGGGAGAAACUUGGGAUGAUGAUUUUGAGUUAAACACAAUUUUACAGGAAUCAAUCAGAAAUUCUGCUGAUCGCAUGCUGCUAAGUGCUCCAGAUUCAUUGGCAGUGUCAAUAACAAAAAAUCUUGGUGUUGACAGUGACGAGCAAGCAGCCACAGCUAGUGUUUCAACAUCCCAUAAUGGUCAUGCCCAUAUCUUUGGAAUCGAUGGCCUUGAUAUGCUGAAAUUCACAUAUAAAGUCCCUUGGCCUCUUGAGCUCAUUGCCAAUACAGAGGCAAUUAAGAAGUAUAACCAGGUGAUGCGGUUUUUGUUGAAAGUCAAGCGAGCAAAAUUUGUACUUGAUAAAGUGCGACGAUGGAUGUGGAAGGGUAGGGGAUCUGCAACAAACAACAACAAACGCCAUUGGUUGGUGGAGCAGAAACUCCUCCAGUUUGUGGAUGCUUUUCAUCAAUAUGUGAUGGAUCGAGUAUAUCACAGUGCAUGGCGGGAACUAUGUGAAGGUAUGACAGCAGCCAAAUCUCUGGAUGAAGUCAUUGAAGUCCAUGAGGCUUACAUGUUGUCAAUUCAGCGGCAGUGCUUUGUGGUUCCCGAUAAGCUGUGGGCUCUGAUUGCCAGCCGCAUUAACCGCAUCCUUGGCUUAGCUUUAGAUUUUUAUAUCAUACAAACCCUAGGCAGUGGUGGAGCUGUUUCUGCUAUCAAGGCAAGGUGUGAGAUGGAAAUGGACCGAAUAGAGAAACAGUUUGAUGACUGCAUCGCUUUCCUACUAAGGGUAAAAACGGUUUACUCUAAUGCUGUACUCCAUCUUAGUAAUGAUUAAAACAUGGAUUUCUUGUGGUCAGACUCUGAUCUGUGCGCAAUACAUGUUCAUUCUCAUGCAAUUAUGCACUUCAAGUUAUUGACUCUGCAAAGACAUGCUCAUAUGCAUUGUUUGCCUGCCUAACAAUAAUGUGCUACGGGGCUUGAAGGUCAAUUGAUUUUAACACGGAGAUGCUCUUUACUUGGCUGUAAAUGAAAGCACCAAUUGUGGAAUAAAAUGUUGACUUCAUUUCGUUGAGGUCACAGCGUUACAUUUUCAAUGGAAAUUCAUGUCUUUAUGGAAUAUAAAACAUCAGCUUAAGUGGACCUCCAGUGUUAAUAACAUAAUUCCUAUCCUG
Molecule: messenger RNA, 3356 nt
Organism: Prosopis cineraria
Lineage: Eukaryota; Viridiplantae; Streptophyta; Magnoliopsida; Fabales; Fabaceae
Biological process (GO): spindle assembly; microtubule nucleation; mitotic cell cycle
Cellular component (GO): gamma-tubulin complex; spindle pole; centrosome
Molecular function (GO): microtubule minus-end binding; gamma-tubulin binding
Source: RefSeq, a predicted model, not a curated record